Erigeron canadensis is the source of this 771-nucleotide messenger RNA. Its product is annotated as 50S ribosomal protein L18-like. Gene Ontology annotation, biological process: translation. Gene Ontology annotation, molecular function: 5S rRNA binding; structural constituent of ribosome. The record is from RefSeq and is a predicted model, not a curated record. The coding region runs from base 61 to 609 and encodes 182 amino acids. The transcript has 2 exons. Gene Ontology annotation, cellular component: ribosome. NCBI's taxonomy places the organism in Eukaryota, Viridiplantae, Streptophyta, Magnoliopsida, Asterales, Asteraceae.
GUGUGUUAUCUUACUUCAAUCCAAUUCAGUGUUUCUGUUUUCCAGUCAGUCAGCCUGGUGAUGGCGGCUUCAUGUGUAUCUUUCAAUCUCCACUCACAAUUCUUGUCUAAAAGUAAACCACAAAACCCAAUUUCAGUAUCAUGGUCUUCUUCAUUUCCUCAAUUUAAUCAACCCCUUAACUUAAUUUCAUCAAAUAGGAACCUCAAGAAUCAGGGAUUGGUUGUCCAAGCAGCAUGGACACGAAGAUCAAGAAGCGAAGCAGAAAAGAGACCAAACAAGAAAUCAUGGAAACAGAGGACGGAUAUGUACAUGAGACCGUUUCAACUAAAUGUUUUCUUUUCAAAAAGAUUCAUUCAUGCAAAAGUGAUGCAUAGAGGUACUAGCAAAGUGAUAUCGGUGGCAACCACAAAUUCUAAGGAUUUAAGAAACACUUUGCCAUCAUUGAUAGACAACGAGGCUUGCAGAGUCAUUGGGAGGUUAAUAGCCGAGAGAUCAAAAGAAGCAGAUGUGUUUGCAGUGGCUUUUGAAGCAAAAAAGAACGAACGAAUUGAAGGCAGGCUUGCUAUUGUUCUUGAUACUAUCAAGGAUAAUGGUAUCAUAUUUGUUUGAAAUUCUUGUAGUUAGAUAGUUGAAUGAUUAUAGCUGACAUUCUCAGUUCAAAGUAUCAGAUACUGGAAAUUCUAGUUCUUUUUGCAGUUUUCUAAUAAUGUAUGCAUGACAUAACAUAAUUCCGAAAUUAACAUACAAUAAAAGUAUCCUAUUAAACCGAAA